Messenger RNA from Adineta steineri, 963 nucleotides. The record is from the annotation of a GenBank genome assembly. Lineage: Eukaryota; Metazoa; Rotifera; Eurotatoria; Adinetida; Adinetidae.
AUGAAGCACAGUGGAAUAGGCAAUCUAUUUGGUCAUCGAUUACAAUAUCGAAUGAUUUAUGUGGUGAAUUUUGCUUUUUUAUGUGUUAUUAUCGUCUAUUUGAGUUUUUGUUUAAUGUUAUGGCGAGUGACAAAAGUUGUUGAGAAACCUGAUCAAUUUUGUAGAGAAUAUAAACCGUCUAUCGCUCAUAAAAAUUUGCUGUACAUUCAGUCAAUGAACAUUCUCUAUUGUAACGUACCCAAGGCAGCUUCAAGUAAUCUUCGACGUGUUCUUCAUGCUCAUCUCUUUCCCAAUUCACGACAAAAUCCUGAUCGUUCACAAGUAUGGAGAAACUUUGAAAAAGACUUUAGAAAAUUCUAUUUGGAUAAUGAUAUCAAGUCUCAAUCGAUUAUCAACAAUCGAACAACGAAUAUAUUCAAAUUUUUACUUGUUCGUCAUCCAUUCCGUCGUAUCUAUUCGGCCUACAACGAUAAGUUCGUUCAUGAACAUUUAGAUAAUGCACUUUUUGGUUGGCAAGCUACAGAAGAAGGAAUUCUACUACAAAUGUAUCCAAAUGAAACAGUUUUAUCAUUGAGACGACGUGAUGCUCGACUAGAUUUUCGAACAUUUCUUCGUUUUCUUGUCGAUUCCAUUAAACGAAAACGAUCGAUGGAUAAUCAUUGGGAUCAAAUUGUUUCUCGAUGUAGUGUUUGUCAUAUAGACUAUGAUUGGGUGGGUAAAGUAGAAAAUCUAGAGGAAGAUGGACCAAUUUUAUUGAAACAAUUCAAAGGUAUGACUAAAUAUGGAAUGCAAUUUCCUUCCUGGAAACUUGACGAACCUGAACAUAAUAAAACGGAUUUAAAUGAUAAACAGAUUGUGGAACUUUUUCGUGAGACACUCAAUAGUGAAGAUGAUUUUCGUAUGCUUGUUGAUUACUAUAAGCCUGAUUUUCAAGCAUUUAAAUAUGCUCUACCUCAUUAUUAA